Messenger RNA from Xenopus tropicalis (tropical clawed frog), 2200 nucleotides. Lineage: Eukaryota; Metazoa; Chordata; Amphibia; Anura; Pipidae. The record is from RefSeq.
GUGGAUGCGAAUUUUAUUGGAAUAGAUCGUAUGUUGCCCGAUUCUUUUCGAGGACGCCGAACCCGCAGUAUCCAUUGGCUGUGGCUGUGCGGAUUCUUUUAUCUGGUUCGGUGGGCCACCUGGGUCUCAAUGUCCCAAUGGUGCCGGCGGUACUGCUAAAUUAGACCAAGGAGUUUGUCUGUCUGUACUGGGUUUGGAUCAAAAACUGGCAGAUUAUGUACAGACACAGAAUGGUGUUGCUGGUAACUGUUAUCUAUUGCCACCUACUACUGCUAGCUGGAAGCAGUACAGGAAGUAAACCAAAAUUCAUCAAGAUACCUACAGAUGAAAUUGGUGUUUCGGGUGGUGUAGCAUCUUUUGUAUGCCAGGCAACGGGAGACCCCAAACCUCGUGUAACAUGGAAUAAGAGGGGUAAAAAAGUUAACUCUCAGCGAUUUGAGACUAUAGAGUUUGAUGAGGGAGCUGGGGCAGUCCUGCGAAUUCAGCCUCUUCGAACGCCGAGAGAUGAGAAUGUAUAUGAAUGUGUUGCUCAGAAUGUACAUGGUGAAGAGGUCGUUAGCGCCAAGCUUACUGUACUUAGAGAGGAUCAGCUCCCUUCUGGCUUUCCAAACAUUGAUAUGGGCCCUCAGUUGAAGGUAGUCGAACGUACAAGAACAGCCACAAUGCUGUGUGCUGCAAGUGGAAACCCUGAUCCUGAAAUAACUUGGUUUAAAGACUUUCUUCCAGUUGAUCCUGCCAGCAGUAAUGGGCGAAUAAAACAACUACGAUCAGGUGCAUUACAGAUUGAGAACAGUGAGGAGACAGAUCAGGGGAAGUACGAAUGUGUGGCUACCAACAGUGCUGGAGUUCGCUAUUCUUCACCUGCUAAUCUUUACGUGAGAGUUCGUCGUGUAGCUCCACGGUUUUCCAUUCUUCCUGUAAGCCAUGAGAUUAUGCCAGGUGGAAAUGUUAACAUUACAUGUGUUGCGGUGGGUUCGCCCAUGCCAUACGUGAAAUGGAUGGUGGGUGCUGAAGACUUAACACCAGAAGAUGAUAUGCCAGUGGGGCGAAAUGUUUUGGAACUCACUAAUGUAAAGGAAUCUGCCAAUUAUACUUGUGUUGCAAUGUCAAGCCUUGGUGUCAUUGAAUCCGUAGCUCAGAUCACAGUAAAAUCUCUUCCUAAAGCACCAGGAACUCCAGUAGUGACAGAAACCACUGCUACCAGCAUCACGGUAACCUGGGACUCUGGAAACCCUGAUCCUGUGUCCUAUUAUGUCAUAGAAUAUAAGUCCAAAAGCCAGGAUGGACCUUACCAGAUUAAAGAGGACAUUACUACAACAAGAUACAGUAUUGGCGGACUUAGUCCAAACUCAGAAUAUGAAAUUUGGGUGUCCGCAGUUAACUCCAUUGGUCAGGGGCCCCCAAGUGAGCCAGUAGUGACUCGAACUGGAGAGCAGGCUCCUGCCAGUGCACCACGAAAUGUCCAAGCCCGAAUGCUGAGCUCCACUACCAUGAUAAUACAGUGGGAGGAACCAGUGGAGCCAAAUGGACAAAUUAGGGGUUAUCGAGUUUACUAUACUAUGGAGCCUGAUCAGCCUGUCAGCAGUUGGCUUAAAUAUAAUGUGGAUGAUAGCCUACUGACCACUAUAGGAAGCUUACUUGAACAUGAAACUUACACAGUUCGAGUUUUAGCGUUUACCUCUGUUGGUGAUGGUCCUCUUUCUGAUCCUAUUCAAGUCAAAACCCAACAAGGAGUCCCAGGUCAGCCUAUGAAUUUCAGAGCUGAAGCUAAAUCUGAGACCAGCAUUGGCCUUACCUGGAGCCCUCCUCGUCAGGACAGCAUUGUAAAGUAUGAACUUAAUUACAGAGAAGGAGAAGGAGGCAAUGAGAUCAGGAAGACUUUUGAUCCCGCAACUUCUUACACAGUUGAGGGCUUGAAACCCAACACAGAGUAUUUAUUUCGUCUUGCUGCCCGUUCUUCACAUGGCCUUGGAGCCUGGACUUUGGAUAUCAAAGAAAGAACCAUGCAAUCCAAACCGUCUGCCCCCCCUCGAAAUGUAAAGUGUGUCAGCUCGAAGUCAACCACAAUACUGGUAAGUUGGCUACCACCUCCAGCUGAAAGUCAGAAUGGUGUUCUGGCUGGAUACAGUGUUCGCUACUCUGCUUUGGAUUCUGACGACACCAGACCCAAAGAAGUAAAGGACAUCCCCCCACAAACCAC